AUGACGGGAGGUGAUCUUGGUUGGAUGACUCGUGGAUCAAUGGUGGGCACAUUCCAGGAUGCCGCAUUUGCUCUUCCGAUCAGUACUGUUGAUAAACCCGUGUAUACUGAUCCACCAAUAAGAACGCAGUUCGGUUAUCAUAUCAUCAUGGUUGAAGCAAAGAAGUGA
Molecule: messenger RNA, 168 nt
Organism: Loa loa (African eye worm)
Lineage: Eukaryota; Metazoa; Nematoda; Chromadorea; Rhabditida; Onchocercidae
Exons: 2
Coding region: 1-168 (55 amino acids)
Biological process (GO): rRNA processing
Molecular function (GO): peptidyl-prolyl cis-trans isomerase activity; DNA binding
Source: RefSeq, a predicted model, not a curated record